AUCGCACUCCUCGUCAAGAAUACCAUCAGCCACGUCUUUAGCCACCUCCUGAACACAAUUCUUACCUAAAGAACCUUUUACCUUUCAUGUAUGCUUCCACGGGUGUGGAAGUGGUUUCUUUGGGACUUCCACGUCCAAAGCGUAAUGCGGCAGAUUCUGCUAUAGUUGAAGAUAUAAUCAAAUUCUGCAACAAGAAAGAGAGAGUAGGAGAGCCUGUGAACAUUUUGAUUGCAUCAGGAGACAAGAAUGUGAUGCUGGAGGCGUGGAGCAAAUCCAAGAAACGCAAUCGCUCAAUUGUUUGGUUAGGCGUAUCUGUUGAUCCCGUAGAUCAAAUGCCUGCAAUGACUGCUUUGUGGACAUGGCGAAGUUUCCUUCUCAUGGAAGAAGAGGCGCCACCUAAAGUUCCUCUGAUUGAGUACAAUGAAUUGGAGUAUCGAAAUGUAGGUCCACUGCCUUGGACAGCUGAGGAGAUGAAAAGACAAGUGAAAAGUCAGAAACACGCUGCAAAGAAAGCACUAAAGGAUGCAAAGGAAGCACUAAAAGAAGAUGAAGGAAGUGAUGAGGAAGCAAGAGAUGUGGGUCAAGAAGUCAACGUGAGUAAGAAGAAGAGAGCAAGAGAGUUGGUUCCUGAGGAUGAAGUCAACGUGAGUAGGAAGAAGCAGAAGAACAAGAAGAGAGUAAGUGAGUUGGAUCCUGAAGAGUAGUUUGGGACUUGAAUGCUUUUUAAAAGAGUAGAAGAGUAGUUUGGGACAUGCUUCUUAGUACUGUGACAACCAUAAUAACAAUCUUUGUCUUUG
Molecule: messenger RNA, 797 nt
Organism: Arabidopsis arenosa
Lineage: Eukaryota; Viridiplantae; Streptophyta; Magnoliopsida; Brassicales; Brassicaceae
Source: the annotation of a GenBank genome assembly